Messenger RNA from Lactuca virosa, 1494 nucleotides. NCBI's taxonomy places the organism in Eukaryota, Viridiplantae, Streptophyta, Magnoliopsida, Asterales, Asteraceae. The record is from the annotation of a GenBank genome assembly.
AUGGACCCUGAAACCCCCCCUAGAUUCCAGUUCCCUGCCUACGUAAUUCAUCUCCUCAAUUCUCCAGCUUCAGUUUAUGGCGACGGUGAACGAUGGAAGGGCUCGCCAUACGAAAGCGGUGGAGCCGAAGAAAAACCCCGCAAGAGGCCUUUUCGUCCAGAGAUAAAUGAAGAACCCCAGAUUGUUUGUAAGGAGGCUGGGCGCAAUAAUUCAACUGGAGGAUCAGAUGAAGGUGCGAAUUCUACUAGCAUCUCUGCUUCCACUGGGGUAUCAGAGCUUCAACAAAUGUGCAAACAGAAAACCUUUACUUGGUCUGAAAUUCAACACCCAACGACUAUGGAGAAACUCCCGGAUGAUGCUUUGGUAAACAUAUUCAUCCGAUUAUUGGCAAAACAGGUUGCUCAAAUGAGAUCCGUCUCCAAAUCUUGGAAUGCCUUCUUAUCUCAUCCAUCCUUUAUAAAAUCCCACCUCCAUCAUUCCAUCAAUAACAAGGAUCGACUUCUCUUGGUCUUCUACAAUGAGACAUCUUCUUCUGACCCUGAACCAUUCACUGUACACCCAUGUCGAUCUCCACAUAUCGAACACACUAAUUCCAUCAAACUCCCUGCGGUUAAUCCCAAAUCUGGACAUACUACUAGCAGCAUCAGAAUUAUCGGUUCUGUUCACGGCUUAAUAUGCUCUCGUUACGGUUUUGAUGUCAUUCACAUUUGGAAUCCUUCUAUUUCCACCGUGUCAACUCUCCCACCACAUUAUAUACCCUCCGGUGAUCAUAGUUAUGACAUUUAUUUCCGGUUUGGGUUUGAUCCAAAAACAGAGGAUUACAAAGUUGUUAAGAUUAUAGGCCUUACCGGUACUUUACCACAUAUUGUUAAAGAGUGGCUGCAAGUUGAGGUUUAUAGCAUGAAAAGAGAUGGGCAUGGUGGAUAUCUUCAUUGGCAUGCCUUUAUUCGUGAUCAGGAGGAGGGGGAGCUAGAAACGAUAGUGGCAUUUGAUUUGGGUUCAGAGACAUUCCGUGAGAUACCUUUUCCUGAUUCUCUACUUGAUAGCAAACGCUCGAAUGCUUUAGGAGGUUUGGGUGGAAAGCUUUGUGUGAUGUCAUGGUAUGAGGAAGAUGAUGUAUGUGAGGUGUGGGUGAUGUAUGAGUAUGGUGUGACUGAAUCAUGGGCGAAACACUAUGUUAUGUCGCAUUUGCAUUUACCGAAUGGUGUAGGUUAUGGAUUCACAUCACACAAUGAGGUUCUUAUUGUAGAUGAUGAUUUCCGUAUUGUUUUGUAUGACCCAACUGCAGGGAAAGCUAAAAUCUUAGACAAAUUUUGUCAUGGAAAUGACAGCAUGGAAAAAUUUGUGGAGUAUGUCGACAGUCUUAUUUGGGUGGCACCUCCCAAGCAUGAGAUGUCUCAAGUCUGGACCUGGUCUCACCAACGGCCACCGCUGCAAUCAAUCACCGCUCCACUUCUCACCACCGCUGGCGGCUGCAAUCAGAUACAAUCAUAG